Olea europaea var. sylvestris is the source of this 1605-nucleotide messenger RNA. RefSeq lists its product as uncharacterized. The record is from RefSeq and is a predicted model, not a curated record. Lineage: Eukaryota; Viridiplantae; Streptophyta; Magnoliopsida; Lamiales; Oleaceae. The coding region runs from base 1 to 1605 and encodes 534 amino acids. The transcript is spliced from 5 exons. Gene Ontology annotation, molecular function: zinc ion binding; nucleic acid binding.
AUGCUAAAGCUUCCGACUUUCUUACCGCCUUCAAGUGGUGAUGUGUUCUGUAGAAACACAUCUUCCAGAGUAGAAACAGAGGCAUUAUUGAGUUGCUGUUUGUAUGUUAGUCUUUUAGCUUUUCUAAACGCCGAGGUUCACCCUUUGCCUCAUGCAAAAACACCUCAAUACCACGUAUACAUGCAUGCACCUAUGUUUCUAAAUCGUGCUGUUUUUGAUGAUUCUCAUGAAGCUAGCGGGAAGAACCAUAUGGAGGAUGAUAGGUGGGGAGAGCAGGUUUUGGAUCCAUCAAACGAAAAUGGUUUAGAAAAUGGAUUGGAGUUUGACCGUUAUGAACCUUAUUACAGUGAUGACAAAAAGGAGCAGAAUGAACUUCAAGAUGCAUCCUAUUUUGGUGGUUCACCCACUAGAACGAAGUCUCCAGAGAAAACAGGCUUUGGACAAAAUGAUCAUCAUAAAAUUUUGGAUCAUCUCAGCAAUUCAAAAUCUCGAAAAACGUGCUAUGCAUGUGGUAAAGUGGGUCAUGAAAUGCGGAAGUGCCCCUCACAGCUGGAGAGACCCAGAACAAGGUCUCAACUGCCGAGUCAAAGUAGUGAUGCUGCUCCAAUGAGGCAUCAGAAAAACGAUAGGGAGCCAUCGACUUCAAGAAAUAAUCGGAGAUUGCUUAGACGUGGAGAUUCUCCCUCAGCACAGCUUACUUCCAGACAUAGGAAACAAAAGUACGGGGAGAACAAUCGAAAUAAGACAGAUUGUGAAAGUCCAGAGAGACACCGUUCAAAGAAAGCAAGGGUUCUGUUGUCGUCUUCAAUCCACUCUGAUUGUACUGCAUCCAGAUUGCAGUCACCUACAAGAUCAAUAAGCUCAUUCUCUGAGUCUGUUUCCCAUUCCAAGUUCAAAUCAGCAUCAUCCAGAAAAAAUUCUCCGUCCGCUCAUUCGUGGUCUUCAACGUCAUACCAUUCUGGAUCUAAACCCUUCAUGUCGAGGUUGACAUCAAGCUCAAACUCUCCCACAUCUCUGGCUUUACCGGUAGCACUCGAUAGAUGUUUUUCUUCGUCACCAAAUAAAAUGCAAACAGAUUACAGGGGAGACGAAAAACUGGUAAAAGGUGUCAGUGGCACCAAAUCUGAAAAUAUUACAGUUACGGAAAAUGAAUCUGCAGCCGCAGCAUUGAGAGAGGAAGGAAUGAAAAAGGAUCUUGCCAUAAGGGAAGACGCGCACAAUAUUGCCUUCACCAUGAGAGAGAUGCGGGAAACUCCAAAUGAGUACUGUGUGGUGGAACAUACAUCGGCAAAAGAGCCUGAAAUCUCCGUGAGAUCAAAUGCUGCCCAGUCAACAAGACUGUCCUCUGAGGAAAUGUACACAUUUCUAAAACAUUAUCGACUGGAGCAUCCUGAGGAAGAUAAAAAGGAUCUACCUGCUGAAACGUAUCUAGGGUGUGCUCGCACAUGGCCUUGGGAGAUAAUAUACUAUAGAAAACUAAAGAAGGGUGCAAUUUCAGCCGAGAACUAUGCACGGAGAAUUGCUCAGAAUAAAGAGUUCUGUAUCGUCGAUAAUUACAUUCGUGGCAGUAGUGGAUGGGGAGAAUUGGGUGAGGAUAAUCCUUGA